Molecule: messenger RNA, 1584 nt
Organism: Beta vulgaris subsp. vulgaris (sugar beet)
Lineage: Eukaryota; Viridiplantae; Streptophyta; Magnoliopsida; Caryophyllales; Amaranthaceae
Product: 1-aminocyclopropane-1-carboxylate oxidase homolog 1
Exons: 3
Coding region: 184-1290 (368 amino acids)
Source: RefSeq, a predicted model, not a curated record
AUAAAUCAAUUCAAUGCCAAAGACAAUUCUACAUAUAUUGUUCACUUACUAAAAACAAGCUUGACAUCACUUGUAGCAAGUAAAUCAGUAUAAAUAGAAUCAUAGUUGGAUUGAAAUAAUAACCAAAUCACACAACUUGUCUCUACUUUCCUAUCUAUACUUUAAGAAUUACCAACAAAAAUAAUGGUGUUAGGUACAAGCAACAAUGAUCUCAUGGCUGAUUUAAAGGCCUUUGAUGAGUCAAAGUUAGGAGUAAAGGGGCUUAUUGAUGCAGGUGUAGAUAAGUUACCCCCUAUAUUUGUGAACAAACAACCUACGUCCCCACGGUCGGUCAAGGCCUCGAACGAGUCGCAACAAUGUAUUCCGGUGAUAGAUUUGGCCGGAAUCGAGGAUGGAGGGGCGGAGAGACGAAAGGAGAUCAUGAAGGAGGUGUCCGAUAUAUGUGAGAAGUGGGGGUUCUUCCAAGUGGUGAACCAUGGGAUACACCAAGAUGUGUUGGAUGAAAUGAUCAAAGGUGCUAAGAGGUUCCAUGAGUUGGACCCCGAGGAAAAAAAGUCGUACUAUGUACGAGGGGAUGAUACUAAAAAGAAGUUUGUAUACACUUCCAAUUUUUAUCUCUAUACUGGAUCCGUCACUAAUUGGAGGGAUACUACAGUGUGUCUUAUGAAUCCUAUGCCUGAGCCUGAAGAAUUCCCUGAAACUUGCAGAGACAUCAUUAUGGAGUAUGGAAAAGGCGUUCAGAAGCUUGGAUUCACAUUCAUGGAGUUAUUAAGUGAGUCAAUGGGCGUAAAAGCAGACCAUCUAAAGAGCAUGGAUUGUGGUGAAGACUUCAUAUGUUUAACCCACUAUUAUCCACCAUGCCCACAACCAGAAUUGGCAAUAGGAAUCAAUCAACAUGCUGAUAAUGACACUAUCACAAUUCUCCUACAAGAUGAAAUUGGUGGACUUCAAGUUCUUCAUGAUGAUCAAUGGUAUGAAGUUCCACAUAUUCCUGGAGCUUUGGUUGUUAACACUGGAGAUAUGCUACAGCUCAUCAGCAAUGACAAAUACAAAAGCGUAAUUCACAGGGUGCAGUCCAAGAAAAUUGGGCCAAGAAUUUCAGUGGCUUGUUUCUUUAGGCCAAAGAAGGGAAACCCAAGGUUGUUUGCACCAAUCAAAGAGUUAUUAUCGGAAGAAAAUCCUCCAAUUUACCGAGAGACUACUAUUGGUGAAUAUCUGGCUAAUUAUGUAUCAACUGGUCAAGAUUAUGGUGUCCAACCUGCUCUUGAACGCUUCAAACUCCAACGUUAAACUCAUAUGAUAAUAAUUACUUCCUCCGUAACAUAAAAAAUGCAACAAUUGAAUAUUUUAUACCAUAAAUAAUACCCAAUUAUUGCAUUUUUUCUGUUACCGAGAAAUUAAUAUUAUAUUAUCGUGCCUUUGAAUAAAUUAAGUAAAUUCAUCCUAAUAAUUUUUUUUUUUACUACUUUGUACUAUAAGAGUCUUCUAUAAGACAGUGGUAGUUAAUAUAAUGCUUUCAUUAUACCAUCACGUACAUGUUUUGUUCUACCAUUAUAAAUUACUUCAUACCUCCUCAGUUUCUUA